Musca vetustissima is the source of this 3504-nucleotide messenger RNA. RefSeq names its product A disintegrin and metalloproteinase with thrombospondin motifs 8-like. Gene Ontology annotation, biological process: proteolysis; extracellular matrix organization. Lineage: Eukaryota; Metazoa; Arthropoda; Insecta; Diptera; Muscidae. The transcript is spliced from 11 exons. Gene Ontology annotation, cellular component: extracellular matrix. The coding region runs from base 4 to 3504 and encodes 1166 amino acids. The record is from RefSeq and is a predicted model, not a curated record. Gene Ontology annotation, molecular function: metalloendopeptidase activity.
UCUAUGGAAUUACAAAUACCAAAUAAUAGCUUAGAAACCGUCACCACUGCUGCUGAUGUCGUCGUGCAUCGCUCUAAACGAUCUGACAAUGAACCAGCAUCGGCAACAACAUCAACGCCAACAAAUAGUCAAGGUAGUGGCGCCCCAGAGUUACCUCCAAUAGUAUCAGUGCAAAUCAAAGAUAACGAUCAUUUGGUCAAUUUGAAGUUGCAACAAACGCCAAAGUUAAUCGACGAUGCAUUCGUUUUUAUACGACGCUAUGCCAAUACAUCACAACUCGUGGAGAAUUCACAUAAGUUAGCGGAACGUUUAGAGAAAUGUUUUUAUCACAACGAGAAUUCGGCGUUGGAUUUGUGUGAUGGUGAAAAUGUGCGUGGCCUAUAUCAUCACAAUCAAACCGACUACAUAAUACAUCCACUGCCCGAACGUUUUGGCAAUAACACACACAUUAUACUCGAAUCCGAAUCGGAGUUAUACGAUUCCAUUUGGUCCAACUCAUCAUCAGUAUUAAAUGAAAAUAUACAAUUUGAACCGGAAAUGGAAGAAUUUAAUGAUUUAAAUAUCGAAACAAUGGCCGAUCUGGAAAAUACAACGCGUUCGACAAGAAAUAUUGAAAACGACCCGAGACAGGGACGCGAUCAUGCCAGAAAAUUACAUCACAAUCACAAUGUUGUACCUUUAAAUUUACGUUUUAAGCCACGACAUCAUCAUCAGCAACAUGGGAAUCAUCAGAGACAUCCUACAAAUGCUCAUAAUCAGCAUCACUCUGCAAAACGCCAUCAGGUUCAUCGUUCCCAUCAUCCAAAUAAACAACAUCACCAUAAUCAAAAACAACAACAACAACAUCAUCAUCAGCAGCAUUCUUUGCUUCCAACCAUGGACUCGGAAAAGGCGACCAAACGUGCUAGACGCUUCAUAUCCCCCGUCAAGGAAUGGUACAGCCCCUCUGAUGUUCUACACAUUGAGACGGCCAUUUUUGUCGAUACGGAUCUCUAUAAACAUAUGGCAAAGAAUUUUCCCAAAGAUACCAGCUCGCAUUUGAUACGUUUCGUAUUGGCGAUGAUCAAUGGAGUCCAAUUACUAUAUCAUCAUCCCUCUUUGGGUCGAAGAGUUAAUUUUGUUCUGAAACGUUUAGAGAUAUUGGAAAAAGAUCCCUUGGACUUGCCACGAUCAAGCGAUAUUGAUAUUUAUUUGAGUAAUUUUUGUAAAUGGCAGACGCGAUGGAAUUCGGCAAAAGAUCCAAAACUGCACUAUGAUCAUGCAGUCAUAUUAACGGUUAAACAUUUCGAGAGUGUUUUUGUGGUAGCUCAUGAAAUUGGCCACAAUUUAGGUAUGCGCCAUGAUAGCAUCGAUAAUGGCUGUGAACCCACCUCUCACAUAAUGUCACCAACACUGGGCAGUGGCAAAAUCACAUGGUCGAAAUGCUCACGAGAUUCAUUGAACUUGUUUUUGGAGAAAUCCCAAGCCAAAUGCCUGUUCAAUCGUGCAGAGUUUAAUCACAAUUUGGACCAUUCGGCAGAGGGCAUCCUGCCCGGAGAACGUUUCGAUGCCAAUCAACAGUGUAUGCUGAAAUAUGGCAAGGAGUCGACCAGGGCCCGUAGUCAAUCGUUGGCGGAUAUUUGUCGGGACUUACAUUGCCAGAGGGAUCGUUAUACAUGGACCUCGCAUCCAGCCUUGGAGGGUACUGCAUGUGGUGAUAAUAUGUGGUGUCGCAGUGGCUUCUGUGUUGUCAAGCGCAUCGAACCUUAUUCAGCCUCUAAGCAGACUGCAGGUCUUACAAAGGCAAAUUAUGACAAGGCCGCCUUUAUGGAUGGACCAAAGUCGGGAAAUUUGUUACACGAAUAUCAGAAGCCCUCUAGCAGUUGGAGUGAAUGGAGUGAGCCAAGUGCUUGUGAUUCCAGCUGCCUGUACGGCCCCUCAAAGCGCUUGAGUGAAGGUAGCACGGGUCUCAAAGUGUAUACCCGAAAAUGUGUCGACUACAAACGUCGCUGCAUUGGACGUGAUCAUAAAUUUGAGACGUGCGUUGCCAAACAAUGUUACAGUGUUCCCAUGCUCACGGUGGCCGAUUUUGCCAAACAAGUUUGUGAGAAGGCGAAAAAAUUCGAUGGUGAACUAACCGGUGAGGGGGAACAAAUAUCCGGCAACAUUGAAGAAUCAUGUAAAGUGUAUUGUAAAACUAAAACAAAUGGUACUAAAUCCCGUAGUUGGACAUUUCCUGAUGGCACAACAUGCAUUUCGAAACUGUAUCGCAAUGAUGAGCCAUCCUAUUGUAUUCAAGGACGUUGUGAAAAAUUCUCCUGCGAUAAUUCGACAAGUAAUUAUUAUAAAAUUGAUAAUAUCUUUUGUAAGCAGCAGGAUAGGAACAAUGAUAUGGAUAAUGAUACAAUACGACGUAGUUCUGCAUCGUCAUCAUCGUUGACAUAUCAAACGUAUGGCAAUCAAAUACCUAUGGGACCACCGGUAACAACGCAUGCCACAGCAACGGCGGCAUAUAAUAAUUAUGACGAAUAUAAAUAUCGCAGUAAUACCAACAGCAACAAUAAUAAUAAUAAACAUUAUUAUGAUCGUGGUCCAAGUGCGGAUCGUAUUUAUGGACCCACAACGGUGCGCAGUAAAUAUGAAAAUGAGGUUGCUGUUAAACCCUUCCAUGGCCAAUAUAAUCAUGACACGACCACCUAUCGUCGAAAAUCUGAUAAUUAUGCCCCCUGGAAUAAGUACAGUUAUCACGUGAACGAUCAUGUACCGUCCGAAUCCUCAUUCCCCAAAUCACCAACGUCAAUUGCGGUCGCUACACCCGGUCCCCUGGAAAGCAAUGAAAAUGUAUGGGUAGUAAAGUCGGGAUGUUAUUCAAGUUGUAUGGCUCGUUCCAAGGGUAUACAGGUGGUUAUGAAUCGCAAAACGGGUGAAAAGAAUAUACAGCUAUGUACGCACACAGUUAAGCCCUGUGAACGUCUGCAGACCACUGGAGAAUUUGCCGAUAAUACCUGUUCUGGGUAUAAGACCAAAGUUCGUGGUCUUUCGGGUCAUGGCAUUCAAAUCGCUGCCAGCGUUGAGAAUCCUGAUCGUAGCUGUCGUGUCGGUUGUCAAGAUGAAUUUAUACAACAUCGGUUCUAUUUAGUCAACGGCAAUUAUGGUCACUUCCCGCUGGGCACCCGUUGUUCGAAUAGCGAAGAUCGUUACUGUGUUCAAGGCAAAUGUUUGGAAUUUGGUCCAGAUCAUAUACCAUUGCAAAAAUCUCAUAUAAGUUUGGCACUAUUUCGCAGUCGGCGUUCGGCUAAGAAACAUCAACAACACACGAGAAAGAAGCGAAGUUUCCUAUACUACGAUCCGGUGAAUAUAACCGAAACAUUGACACAAGAUUUUAUCGAUAAUAUUGUAAACAGUAUUAUAAAUCUGGAAGCGAAUCAAAGGAAUGAAGAUUCACUUCUUGAUCAUCACAUCGAAUUUACAAAUCCCAUAACAUAUCCAAUGGAUGAAGAACACCACAAGGCCCAUGAACAUUAG